AAGUGCAACAAAGGUAUCCAGGCAUGUUUCCGCUGCUGGCAAUAGCACUCCUGGUUGCUGGAGCUUCCAGCUGUGGGGUCCCCACCUACCAGCCAUCGGUAUCCAGGGUCGUUAAUGGAGAAGAGGUAGCUCCUCAUAGCUGGCCUUGGCAGGUCUCACUCCAGUACCUUUACAAUGGAUACUGGUACCACACCUGCGGAGGGACUCUUGUUGCCCCAAACUGGGUUCUGACGGCUGGCCACUGUAUCAGCUCUUCCUACACUUAUCGCGUGCAGCUCGGAAAACACAACUUGGGACAGUCUGAGUCCGGGCAGAAAACCAUCAACGUCAUUAAGCUCAUCAACCACUCCAGAUGGAAUCCCAAUAACUUGGCAGGAGGAAAUGACAUUUCCCUCAUCAAGCUACAAGAAAGUGUGGAAUACAGCGACACCAUCCAGCCGGCAUGUCUGCCCCCUGCUGGAUACAUUCUGCCAAACAGCUUUGGUUGUUACGUUACCGGCUGGGGUAACCUGCAGACCAAUGGUCCAUCCCCAGACAAGCUGCAGCAGGGUCUUCUGCUGGUUGUGGAUCAUGAAACAUGUUCCCAGUCUGACUGGUGGGGCAGAGUCGUGAAGACCAGUAUGAUCUGUGCUGGUGGAGACGGCAUUAUCUCCAGCUGUUAUGGUGACUCUGGAGGACCCCUGAACUGCAGGAACCCUGAUGGUGCAUGGGAGGUCCACGGAGUGGUCAGCUUUGGGUCUUCCCUUGGCUGCAAUUACUAUAAAAAGCCCUCUGUCUUCACCCGCGUCUCCAACUACAACAGCUGGAUCAGCACGACAAUCGCAUCCAAUUAAAGUGACUCGGGAUUCCUAACCGGUCGUUUUGUGUUAAUAAAAUGACUCUAUGUAAUAAACUGCAUCAUACGUGACACACA
Spea bombifrons (plains spadefoot toad) is the source of this 913-nucleotide messenger RNA. RefSeq names its product chymotrypsin-like elastase family member 2A. NCBI's taxonomy places the organism in Eukaryota, Metazoa, Chordata, Amphibia, Anura, Pelobatidae. The transcript is spliced from 8 exons. The record is from RefSeq and is a predicted model, not a curated record. Bases 24 to 833 code for a protein of 269 amino acids. Gene Ontology annotation, molecular function: serine-type endopeptidase activity. Gene Ontology annotation, biological process: proteolysis.